Molecule: messenger RNA, 2293 nt
Organism: Nicrophorus vespilloides
Lineage: Eukaryota; Metazoa; Arthropoda; Insecta; Coleoptera; Silphidae
Product: protein lin-54 homolog
Exons: 7
Coding region: 100-2196 (698 amino acids)
Biological process (GO): regulation of DNA-templated transcription
Cellular component (GO): nucleus
Source: RefSeq, a predicted model, not a curated record
ACUUCAUUGGCCAAGCUGAAAUUUACGUUGUUUGUGUUUUAAAUAUAUUUUCAUAAUUUUCAUUGGUUUUUCAUUAAGGAAACGGCUCAAUAAAUCACCAUGUCUUUCGUGCAAAAAGAUGAUAGUGAGGCAACAGUUGAGUCCAUUGUGCAAAACAUUACAAUUGAUGGGGAUAGUUUGAACCACAGCAAUCUUACCUCUGAGUUGGAGGUGUUCUCGGAGGAUCUACAGGAUUAUGAGCAUGGUGAAGUAGAAUUAGAGACACAAACGAACUUGCCUAGUGGAUAUAGUUAUGUGCUAUCGACAAGUGCAGUUGGAAAUGAUGAUGAAGAAAUUGCUGUUAUUGAAUCUGAAGAAAUGGGGGAGUUGUUGCAUAAAGAAGAAGAAAAAAUUCAGAUAGAGAUAAAAUCAAAGUCAACGGUGCCACCACUGCGACCAUUGUCUAUAGCCCCUAAACCUGCAAAAGUCCCACUGUCUUUCAAAACAUUACCAGGACAACAACUAUUGGUUGUACAAGGAGCUGCACCUGGCCAGCAAAUCAAACUAUUAAGUACGAGCCAAGGCAUCAGCUUGGCUAAUUUACAAAUGGCAAAACCUGUUACAAUGAAGACGGGUACUUCAAAAGUAGCAACAAGUACAAUAUCAGUAGUACAGCCAAAACAACUGGUUAUGAAAAAAGUUAUAUCACAAGUGCCUAAACCUGCAAAAACGUUUGAAGCGAAAGCUGGACAACAGAUUGUUUUGGUGCAAAAGUCUGAGCCUCAAGCACAGCUAAAGAUUAUACAGACUCCGGUCAGUACAACAACCACAGCUACAAAAACUUUAACACUGGCACAAGCUCAACAGAUGGGUUUAAUAAGUGGGACAAAGAUUAUACCUCAAGGUGGUGGCAAGCAAAUUAUUUUAAACAAAGGUCAGACGUCGAAACCCAUUAAAAUUGUGCCGCAAGUUCGAUCUCCCACCAAAAUAUUGCCCGCACCACAAACAUCAGUUGCUGCUGGGAAACUUACUCAACGUAUUUAUAUCAAACCUACAAAUGUUUCAAGCACAACAACAGUGAUUCCAAGUCAAAUAAUUCAAGUAGCUGGAACACAAGCAAUUGCUGGUGGAUUGCACCAAAUUAAUAUACCUGGCAAAGGGAUGCAAUAUAUUAAGUUUAUUACUCCCUCUCAAGCGGAGACUACAACUGUGGCGAGUAUACAGACAACGAAAGCUCCGGCUCUCGGCACCAAGGUAAUUCCUAUAACUACAACUGGUAAUUUGCUUAAAAACGCAAAUUUGGUUCUAUCGGAAUUAAAGACGAUUAGUAAGACAGCCACGAUUAGUCAGAAAUUGAAAACUACAACUACCGUCCGUCCAGUUGGUACACUUAGUAGUUCGAGCACUCAAAUGCUUUUACCCACCUACACACGACCACAAGCUACAUUGAAAGUUGCAAUCCCUUCAAUGAGAAAUAUCGCAACUACUACCAAAUCAUCGGCAUCCACUUCCACCGGAGAUGCAAUUGUACCGAAUAUAAAACAGGAGACACCAAUGGAGACGAACGGAAUGAGACCGAGAAAGCCUUGCAAUUGCACGAAAUCUCAAUGCUUGAAGCUAUAUUGCGAUUGUUUUGCGAACGGCGAGUUCUGUUACAUGUGCAAUUGCAUGAAUUGUUACAACAAUUUGGACUUCGAGGAACAUCGACAAAGGGCGAUCAAGAAUUGCCUCGAGCGAAAUCCGAACGCGUUCCGGCCAAAAAUCGGUAAAGCUAAAGACACCACAGACGGCGCUAUCCGAAAACACACGAAGGGGUGCAACUGCAAACGGUCUGGCUGUCUUAAAAACUACUGCGAAUGCUACGAGGCUAAAAUUCCGUGUUCCGGUAUAUGCAAAUGUAUUGGCUGUCGAAACUUUGAAGACACGAUGGAGAAGAGUAGUUCACGAUCGUCAAUAUUGUCUGAUUCGAGUUACGCUGCGAGUCCGAAGAGGAGUUUAUCGUACUCGAACCGCACGAAGAAAUCGCCUGUAAUCAAACACGCCUUCAAUUAUGUUACGACCGAGGUGAUUGAAGCUACCACACAGUGUUUGCUCACAUUGUGCAACAAUGCUGAGGAGUGCGACCAAGAAGAGGACUUAACGACGAAACAGAUCCUAGACGAAUUUGGUAGAUGUCUCAAGCAAAUUAUCGAUUGUUCGAUAAGUAAAAGCCCUUGAAACUAGCCAUAGCAAUUUUAAUCAUUUUAUUAAGCUUAAUGCACGGAUUUAACUUUCAUUUCAUAUACAAUUUUUUUUUAUUAUACAAAUCGCGAUA